AUGGCGGGCGCUCUUGCCCAGCCUCAGCCACAGGACGCAAUCGGCGCCAAGGUGGCCUCUGAGUUCAAGCAGUGCGGGGGCGCCGCCCAAUGCGCGGGCCACGUCUGCGCGGAUGCGGCUUGGGCGGACGUCCAGUGCGCGGCCGGCUUUGUGUGCGAUCGCCAGAACCCCUACUACUGGCAGUGCACCAACGACCCGGAAGCGGUGAAGAAAACCGGCGCCGCUGCCCCUGGCGCUGCCGCCGCGGCGGCCCCAGCUGCCGCAGCUGCCGCUCAUGCACCCAACCCGGCGAACGCGGCGCCGCUGCCCACCGCCGCGUCCCUGGCGCAGCCCGCCGACGUCUUUGCCACGCCGCGGGCGCCCGUGCCGCUGCCCACCGCCGCGACCGCCGACCCAUUCACGGCCCAGCCGCCCGCCGCGCCCGCCGCGCCCGCGCCGGCUGCCGCAGUCCAGCCCGCCGCCGCUGCCGCGCCCGUCCCUGAGCCUGCCGCCGCCCCUGCCGCCACCCCUGCCGCCGCCGCGGCCGCCACACCUGCGGCCGCGCCCGCCGCGCGUGUGUACGCGACCGUCAAGUCGGGAUCUCGCAACUCCGCCAGCCCCGCCACCCUGGUGUGCCCGUGCAUCGACGUCGGCCUCAACGACCCGGCCUGCUUCAAGGGCAUCACGGAUUUCUGCGAGAGCGCGGCUGCUAAGCCAAACAUGACUGUGUGCGAGGCGAUGAGCCUCUUCUUCAAUGACCAGAACGUGACCGCCGCCAAGAUCGCCACCGGGUUCUUCGUGGACACGUGCAACGUGAUCGUGCCCCCAACGGCGACGGCGUGCGCCUGCAUGGACGGCCCCACCACGGACGGCUGCAAGGCCGCCGCCGUCGCAGCCUGCCAGGCCGGCAGCACCAUCUGCCCGGCCCUCGCGUUCGGCGUCGAGUCCAACACGGCCAGCCAGGAGGCGCUCGCCAAGUACAUGGAGACCAACUGCGCGGCGGACAUGGUGGCCACCAACAUCACCUUCUCGUUCCUGGACAUCUCGAAGGACGACAGCCGGCGACGUCGGUGUCCGCCAUAG
This is a messenger RNA of Monoraphidium neglectum, 1062 nucleotides long. RefSeq lists its product as hypothetical. NCBI's taxonomy places the organism in Eukaryota, Viridiplantae, Chlorophyta, Chlorophyceae, Sphaeropleales, Selenastraceae. The coding region runs from base 1 to 1062 and encodes 353 amino acids. Gene Ontology annotation, biological process: carbohydrate metabolic process. Gene Ontology annotation, cellular component: extracellular region. Gene Ontology annotation, molecular function: cellulose binding. The record is from RefSeq and is a predicted model, not a curated record. The transcript is spliced from 6 exons.